GGGAAGACGAAGAGAGCAAGAAAAGAAGAGAGAGAAGUCCUCAGAUAUGGUUGGUUAGCGUAGCUGCCUCAUGUGGAUCAGAUACUACAGGGGUACAGAACUUCUCCAUUUCUCCAUCCAUCCACCUCUUCAGUCUCAGUUUGCUCUCAGGUGUAGAUGAACAAUGAGCAGCUCCUGGCUCGCCCUGGUUGUGAUGGCUGCCAUCUUCAUCUCCAUGGUCCUCCUGGCUGUUGUCUGUCUGGACUGCAGGAUCAAAGGCCCUCCUGCUUCCAUCAGCCAAGUAAAUGCUUCAGAUGAAUACAUACCAUCACUUAAUUUCAGAGUGAUCCACCCAUCCCAGCCAAGCUUAGAACUGAACCCCAUCCACCUCCAACCUGGCCUGCUGUCACCUUUCCCACCUGCAACUGAUCCUGGAUCUCAAAGGAGACAUCCUUCCUUCACCCGAACAGAAACUGAAAGUAAUCCAAGUUAUGAGAAUCCAGGAGAUGGAUCUGAAUAUGUAAACACUGAGAGUGAUCAGGAGGACACUGGUUACAUAAUUGUGUUACCUGAAGGUGAUCAUAGUCGAGCUUCGACGCCCAGUUCAGAUGUUCGACACGAUUAUGAGAAUUGCCCAGAUAAGAAAGAGGAAAGAGAGUAUCUGAACGUGGAGCCGGUGCCCUUUCAACGAUCAAUAACAAACUUGUCAGUUCUGAGCAGCAGCAGCAGCAGCAGUGAUGAUGAAGGCAACUACGUUAAUCAGCCAUCAAUUCACUGCCAGCCCAGUGCAUGAAGGGGCACACUGACGACCACAAGCCAACUGACGUCCACAUUUUCUUCCUCUUUACUUCCCCCAGCUGAAAAAAAAAAAAAGAAACUGAGGGUGAAGACUCUUUCAUAUCAGUUCCUGAAGCUACGCUGUGGCAGUUUACCUGUUUGAGGAUCUGUGUUAUUUCAGUUCCAUCAGGCCUCCUACAGCUGAGCUGCCGUACAUCCAAUAUAUAAAUCUGUGUUACAACAAAGACAGAAAUAUAAACCCCCUGUUUUCAUCUGGUUUAAAAGCAUUGUGAGCAAGAGAUUUAUCCUUAUUCUAUCUUCAUAAUGAGUCUUAUCAUAAGCCUUGUUUAGUUUAGCUUCCCAAAAAUGAUAGUUUAAAGAUAACAAUGCCAGCAAGCAGAGAAACAACCUGUAACUUUGGGAACACUAAAUUUAAAAACAUGCAAGGUGAGCUACACACUAGACUAAACAAUUUUAAGAUCUAUUUUAGGCCAGAUUUGCCUAGUUGUCCAAAUACAGUGCCUAUAGAAAGUAUUCCUGGUGAUAUGCAGUGUUUGGUGUCCGCCAAACAUAAUGUGUUGACUAUGGAGUCUCCUGUAUGCUUUUUGGUAAUUUCUAAUCGAGAUUUGAGUUUUCCUCAACAAGCCAUGUUGAUAUUUGUUUGAUAUGUAUGAUUCCAGGUUAGGCUGCAUUCAGCAGAAUACCCAUAAAAGCCAGAGGGUGUAACAAUAACUUUUAGUUCUUAGUAAUUCAAUUAAAAGAACAGUUCCUCUGGGCCUUUGUUGCCUGCAUUUUUGGACCCUAAUGCAGAAAUGCAUUAGUGUCCAAAAUCCAAGGAAGAUUAUGCAUCUUCACACUCAGUCAGGUUUCAGGAUGACAUUAUUAGGAAUAAUAAUUAUUAGGAUGCAAAUGAUCCAAUAUUGUGGCGAAGAGGGUGAACCCAUCCUUACUCUACAUUUUUAAAUCUGCUUAAGAUGUAAAACUCCUCUGGUGUGUAGCAAACCUUAACCACAACAAAAGUUGUAAAGGGGACAUAUCAUGGAAAACACCUUUUUAUAUUAUAAUUCCCAGCAUAUCCACGAUCUAUAAAAAGGGAAAUCAGCAACUUUGAGAACAGUGUCCAAAGGUGGAAAAGAUCCAUGAUAUGCCACCUUUAAGUUGGUCAUUUUUUACAAAACAUUUACAUUCAGCCUUACAAGCAAUCAGUAGUUCAAAUUAAACUUCAACAGAUUUUUUUCUUUGCUUAAUCUGGAUUGCUAUCAUUUUUAACCCUUUAAACAACAGUGUCUUUGUUACGUUGAUUCGUUGAUUUUACUGACAACUCCUGAGAAUGUCUAAAUAUACAUUUUUACAAUUUAUUUAUGUGUUAUUGAUGUCAUGAUUACUGUCGUCUGUAGUCUUAGUGUG
Molecule: messenger RNA, 2163 nt
Organism: Cheilinus undulatus (humphead wrasse)
Lineage: Eukaryota; Metazoa; Chordata; Actinopteri; Labriformes; Labridae
Exons: 13
Coding region: 164-772 (202 amino acids)
Source: RefSeq, a predicted model, not a curated record